AUGCAUUCUUCUUACUUGUACUAUUACCCACCGACAAUUAAUUCUUUUGAUUCAUACGACGAAAGUAUUUUUAUGGAACAGGGGUCUCCUUUUGACGUAUCCCUUAUAAAUUCGCCUCGUUCUUUAGACAGUGAAUCCGGUAACAUGACAUCCUCUUCCGUUGAGGCAUCACCCAACAUAGCUCAAGAUCCUCCGAUGGUACUUAUCAAACCCCCUUUUCCACCAACAAUUAAUAUCGACGAUUUAGUUACUUCAAAACCGAACGGUGAUAAGCCAAGUAAAUCUUCCAAUGCAUUUAUCAUCUAUCGUAAAGCUUACGUGAAAGAGCUUCACUCAAGAGGAAUUAACUUACAAAUGACCCAGAUAUCCCCAAUGGUAUCCGAAUCAUGGAAGCAAGAACCCGAAAAUGUUAAGGCGGAAUACAAACGUCUCGCCGAAGCCGCGAAAAAACGUUAUAAGGAGAUUAAUCUAACUCCAACGCCAGUUGUAGAUAUGAGUCAAUGGGAUUUCUCGCAACCCAUCUGGCCUCUAGGUGACAAUCACCAAGCAAUUUCGCCAUUACAAACCCUUUCGCUUGAUCCAAUGUUAUUAAACACAACCGAUGGACUUUAUAAUAAUAAUAACACACAAGGAGGGCUAAAUUCUUCAUCAACUUUGAAGAGUCCAAAUGAUUUUAUCAGUUCGAGUAGCACGGACAAUUCUCCAUUGAUAAAUUAUCUCAUAAAUAAUAACGAACGACCCACAGGUAGCAUGCCUGUACCGAAUGACUCCAAGGGAGCCUUAUUGGCAUAUCAUAACCUCAUGGUUAAUUGGCAUAAAGAUCUGAAACGACAGGAAACGCAUCCAUAUAAAACAUUUGCAGACGCAAUGAGUGUGUCAUUUUUCACACUUCAUUUGGUUUAA
Molecule: messenger RNA, 903 nt
Organism: Funneliformis geosporum
Lineage: Eukaryota; Fungi; Glomeromycota; Glomeromycetes; Glomerales; Glomeraceae
Source: the annotation of a GenBank genome assembly